Messenger RNA from Struthio camelus australis, 2390 nucleotides. The record is from RefSeq and is a predicted model, not a curated record. Lineage: Eukaryota; Metazoa; Chordata; Aves; Struthioniformes; Struthionidae.
GCCUCGGCCCCAGCUAGACCUGUUGUUCCUGCGGCGGUUCUUGAGGAUCCAGGCGAUCCUGUUUCCCAGAUGGCCCUCCCCGAACGUGCUGAUGUUCCUGACCCUGCUCUGCGUUGCCUUGCUGGAGCAGCUGGUUAUUUACCAGGUCGGUGUGAUCCCCAGCCAGUACUAUGAGGUCCUAGGGAACAAGGACUUCUCCGGGUUCAAAACACUGACCGCCAUUGCUCUAACUCUGAUCGUAGUCAACUCCACGCUAAAAAGCUUCGACCAGUUUAUUUGCAACUGGAUGUAUGUGAGCUGGAGGAAAUCCCUCACCGAAUACCUCCACAGCUGUUACUUCCAGGGCCAGGUCUACUACAGCCUGCACGUGCUGCGCGAGGACAUCGAUAACCCAGACCAGCGCAUCAGCCAGGAUGUGGAGAGGUUCUGCAGGCAGCUCAGCUCCAUGGCCAGCAAGCUCAUCAUCUCACCCUUCACACUGGCCUACUACACAUACCAGUGCUUCCACAGCACAGGCUGGCUAGGCCCAGUGAGCAUCUUUGGGUAUUUUGUCAUUGGGACGGUUGUUAACAAAGUGCUGAUGAGCCCAAUAGUGUCAAAACUCGUGCAGCAGGAAAAGCUGGAGGGGGAUUUCAGGUUCAAGCACAUGCAGAUUCGUGUCAAUGCAGAGCCAGCUGCUUUCUACAGGGCUGGGCGAGUGGAGCACAUGCGCACAGAUCGCAGGCUGCAGAGCCUGCUGCAGACCCAGAAGGAGCUGAUAGGGAAGGAGCUCUGGCUGUACAUUGGCAUCAAUACCUUCGACUACCUGGGCAGCAUCCUGAGUUACGUGGUCAUUGCCAUUCCCAUCUUUUCUGGGGUAUACGGUGACCUCAGUCCAACAGAACUCAGCGCCCUGGUCAGCAAGAAUGCCUUUGUUUCCAUAUACCUCAUCAGCUGCUUCAGCCAGCUCAUAGAUCUCUCUACCACCGUGAGUGAUGUAGCUGGCUACACACACAGGAUUGGAGAGCUGCAGGAAACCCUGCUGAGCCUUGGCAGGAAAAAAAAUGCUAACUACUCAGAAGUCAAAGCCAGCUGGGACUUGGACAGCAGCUAUUCUGGGGAGGACCCAGUGCCGGGGGACACAGCUUUCCUUCUGGAGCAAGUGACGCUCUUGGUGCCAUCUUCUGGUAAGCUGCUCAUCAAGGACCUGAGCCUCAGGAUCUCACAAGGGAACAGCGUGAUGAUUGUGGGGAACACUGGCACUGGGAAGACGUCUCUCCUGAGGAUCCUCGGGGGACUCUGGGAGAGCACGCAGGGGAAUGUUGAGAUGCUGACGUGUUUUGGCCCCCACGGAGUCGUGUUCCUGCCGCAGAGACCGUUCUUCACCGAUGGAAGUCUACGUGAGCAGGUGAUCUAUCCUCUGAAGGAGAUCUAUCCAGUUUCAGGGUCUGCAGAUGAUGAGAGAAUUGUGCGGUUCCUGGAGCUGGCAGGGCUGUCUGAUUUGCUGGCACGAGCUGGGGGACUGGACCAGCAGGUGGAUUGGAACUGGUAUGAUGUCCUGUCCCCAGGAGAGAUGCAGAGGCUGUCAUUUGCACGGCUCUUCUACCUCCAGCCCAGAUAUGCAGUGCUAGAUGAAGCCACCAGUGCCCUGACAGAAGAGGUGGAGCACGAAUUGUACCGUGUGUGCCUUCAGCUGGGCAUGACGUUGGUCAGCGUGGGACACAGAGCCAGCCUGGAAAAGUUCCACAGCUGGAUUUUGAAACUUCAUGGGGAGGGAAGAUGGGAGCUCACACGAUGCGAGAAGAUGAAGCGUCUCCCAGCUGGGGAAGGAUGCUGAAAAGCAUGCCCUACUCUGACCAGCUGCAGAACCCACCCACCCUUGCGAGAGCUCCGAGUAGCAGACGUGGAGCUGCAGAGCCAACAGCUAUCAACAGGGAAUCAGUUCGGUGCAAGACCAUUUCUGGAUUUUGCUGCUGGGAUCCAGGGCCAAGUCUGAGCUCAUUGUGGGGUUCUGCCAGGAGCAGACAAGUCUACCCAACCCUUCUCCCUGCCUGCUGUUCCCUCCUCUCUGCUUCUCAAGGGGAAAGAGGCUGAGUGCUAGGCUGCAGAAAGAGAAGACACCACCUCUUGGAGCUGGUAGAAGCAGUGGGCCACCUCCACUUGUCCAGAAGGCAGUGUUGCAUGGCUGGAUGCAGGCUGCUGCUCUCACCUCAGUGACCUCGGCCUCUUUGAUAUGCAGCUCUGCAGAACAGACUUCAGUACCUGUGGCAGCAGCCGUGGUCAAAGACUUGUCCUAAGGGGAGGAGAAUGCUGGCAGAGAGAAGGGCAUAUCUCUGCUUUCCUUAUUACACAAGGUUACUGGUCAAAGGAACAUUUUUGUAUUAAAAUCUGGGGCCUGUUGGCCAAAGAUU